ACAGCCAAGGAGCAAACAUGGAUCUCUGGUCUAUUGAUCUUCCAGGCCUCCGCCUCUCAUGGAUUCCUCCGGCUCCGUCUCCGACACCUCCAAUCCACUUUCGGCCUAUCAACUUCUCUUCACAGCUCUCUCUCUCAUUCCCCUCUCUCACCUUCUCGCUGCGCUCCUCCUCAUCUUCCUCGUCUUCCUCUACAAUUUCUUCGAGAUUCAUUUUCUUCACGACUUCAUCCGCGCCUUCCGAGGCGACCGCGUUUGCAUCACUGCAUCCGACCCCGACUUCUAUCAAUCCGUUGUUUCCAAGUGCCGGAUUCUUCAUGGCAGGUACUCCUCAACUCCAUGGCUUUGCAGUCCUCAUUUGCAGACUAUUUUCCUCAGCAUUUUUGGGAGUUCUCCUCCUGUCUCCUAUAAAAGACAGUUAUUUCGUGUACCUGAUGGUGGAACAAUUGCUUUGGAUUGGCUAAGGAGUUCUGAUGUUAAAUAUGCUGCCUUUGGCGUGAAUGUUAACACUCCUGACAAUGAGAAAACACCAACCGUUAUAGUUAUUCCAGGAUUAACCAGUGAUUCAUCUGCAGCUUACAUCAAGCAUUUGGCAUUCAGGAUAUCCAACCGUGGAUGGAAUGUCGUUGUGAGCAAUCAUCGUGGUCUUGGCGGCAUAUCACUAACUUCUGAACGUGUCUAUAAUGCUGGAUGGACAGAGGAUAUAAGGAGCGUGGUUGGCCAUAUUCAUAGUCAACAUCCAGAAUCUCCUCUGUUUGUUGUUGGAACUAGUAUUGGCGCAAACGUUCUGGUAAAAUACCUUGGAGAGGAUGGUGCCAAUGUCCCUAUUUCCGGUGCUGCAGCUAUUUGCUCGCCAUGGGAUCUGUUGAUAUGCGACAGGUUUAUUAAUCGCAGGCUUGUUCAGAGUUUUUAUAAUAAAGCUUUGGCUAUCGGCUUACAAGAUUUUGCGUUAUUGCAUCGAUCCAACUUAUCUCAACUUACGGAGUGGGAAUCCAUUAAGAAGUCACGUUCGAUUCGUGAUUUUGACAACUAUGCCACACGCAUCCUUGGAAAUUUUGAGACCGUGGAUGCAUUUUACAGGCACGCCACUAGUGCUACCUAUGUGGGAAAUGUAGCAGUGCCACUUCUAUGCAUUAGUGCUUUGGAUGAUCCGGUUUGCACAAAAGAAGCCAUUCCAUGGGACGAGUGUAGGGCAAAUAGGAAUGUCGUUCUAGCAACGACACCGCAUGGAGGACAUCUAGGUUUCUAUGAAGGGAUAACUGCCAACAGCCUGUGGUGGGCAAGGGCUGUCGAUGAAUUCCUCGGCGUCCUACAUUCCAGCUCGUACAUUGGUGUAAUAAAGCAGAUGCGAAAGACAACAGCUCCUACUCCGAGCUUUUCCAUCGAUCAAGGUCCUUACGUGAGCGUUUUGGAAGAUGGAAUGGUUACUGCUGUAGGUGAUGAGCAAACAGAUGAUACUAUGCAAGACUUAUCGAACCAGGAAACGGCCAACGUUAGUACAAGCGCCGAAGUCAUUUUGGACAAAGAAGAGGCUGACCAUGUUAGGAAGAAGAAUGACCAACCAGAGCGCAGUGAAGAAAAGGAUCCAAACCCAACACAGGCCACAACUCCUGCAAGGAAAUGCACAGAUUGUCUUGCACGCCGGAGUGGAAGAUCAUUCUGGCUGCUCGCUUACAUUGCCAUUAUCACAACAUGGCCAAUGGUGCGCCCAGCUCUCUCAUUACUCUUUAAGAAAUAUAAAUAUCUCAUGCCUGGAGGUUCACGUAAAAGAUAGAAUUUGUUGUUGUUAGCAAGUAUUAAUAAUAUUAAGUUACCAUUCAAUUGAAAAUAAAAUGGGGAAAAGGGUAGAAUUACAUUUACUGUUGUUUAUUCGGAAAUAUUGGGAACUAGUAAUGUAACUUAUUGUUUGUCCAACUUUUCAUGGAUCGACUGUUACUAAAGAAAUAAACUUGAUCUCUGGUUACUCCUUU
Molecule: messenger RNA, 1967 nt
Organism: Cucurbita moschata (crookneck pumpkin)
Lineage: Eukaryota; Viridiplantae; Streptophyta; Magnoliopsida; Cucurbitales; Cucurbitaceae
Product: embryogenesis-associated protein EMB8-like
Exons: 14
Coding region: 59-1771 (570 amino acids)
Molecular function (GO): monoacylglycerol lipase activity; short-chain carboxylesterase activity
Source: RefSeq, a predicted model, not a curated record